CGCUGUUGAGGGAUUGGCUGGGGCUGUGGGCUGGGCUGGGUGCUGGGGGAAGGGAUCGCAGAGGCUAUUAACCUACAGCGUGGAGAGCAGCGCAACACAGGCCACAGACACAGAGACCGACUGAGCUGCCGAGGGAAUGCCGUACGUCCUCAUCAGCACCCAGACCCGCCUGGAGACUGGACCAACCAUAGUUGGGGACGAGCACUCCGAUCGGCGGCUGAUGACCUUACUUGUAGCCGAGAAAUUCACCAUGUUGGGGAAUAACUUUUCGGAGUACCGUGUGAAUGACCCACCCCGUCUAGUGCUGGACAAGCUGGAAACAAUAGGCUACCAUGUGGUCAGCAUGACCGGAGUGGGACAGACCAUCGUCUGGUGUCUACAUAAACCUGCAGAAAAACCUUCGCCGCUGUGGACACCCCUUAAAUGACAGACAGAGAGAGAGACCAGCUGAUACCAGGUCACCAGCACAGCUAACAUCACAAUGUAAACUUACACUGAAGGAACAUUCCAAUUAUAAUUUACAUAAAAAGCUGGCUAGCUGACUGGUGUUCAUUCCCAACCCACACACGCACACCAUGUGAUUCUACGUUAACACAUUAAAACUAUUUGAAUCAACCAUCCUCCCAAUUCCACACACAAUCCCCUGCUAAAGUGCGGUUUGGGAUCAAUGCAUCAUAUCUGUGUAGCCACUUACAUUCCCCGUUUUUGACAAUGUCAUUGCUCGUCACUAAGUAGCUCAGAGUGAUUUAUAAUUGUGGACAAAUCAGUUGUUUAUGAACUGUGUGCAGAAUUGAUGUUUGGGUGUUAACCUUGACUGUCCACACACUGAGAUUCCCAUCGCCACUGGGUUUUUCAGAGUGAGCAAACGCUUUGCAAGAAGGAACUGACUUUUCAGCCAACAAUAUUGUUCUUGUUCAUGUACCUGGGAGACCGGUCCCACCAUAGCACUGAGAGCAAGUCAUUUGUAGGAAUAAAGCAACAUCGAGGUGAACCUGGUUCCUCAGCCACGAGUAACCCUCGCUGCACACGAUAUUCGGUGAUUUGGCCGUAGGGAACAAGUCCCACUCAUUCAGUAAACCAGAUUUGUGGUAAAUGUCACAAACUCAAAUUGACACAUACGGGUGUGAACAAGCAAGUUAACAACAAAAUUCAGUUUGUUAGUUCCUUCCCAAAUGGAUAAGGAAUCUCUGGCUUUAACACUGACUGACACAGUAAUUCUCUGUAUGACACACUUUCUAAAUGAGUAACCAUAUUAAACAGCCUCUUGAUAUUCA
Molecule: messenger RNA, 1274 nt
Organism: Callorhinchus milii (elephant shark)
Lineage: Eukaryota; Metazoa; Chordata; Chondrichthyes; Chimaeriformes; Callorhinchidae
Gene: gchfr
Product: GTP cyclohydrolase I feedback regulator
Exons: 3
Coding region: 137-427 (96 amino acids)
Biological process (GO): negative regulation of biosynthetic process
Cellular component (GO): nucleus; cytoplasm
Molecular function (GO): GTP cyclohydrolase binding
Source: RefSeq, a predicted model, not a curated record